UUGGCAAUUGGCUACAAAGGCUGCGCCAUGUUUGUUUGUUCUGGCUCCGUCAAAAUAAAUCAAUAACCUAUGAAGGAGCACCGAUCCAACAGACGAUUGGGGAACACUCAAGCUGAAGAUUGAACAACGCAAUUCACCCUCAACAACCUCGAAUCAGAUGAAAACAGUGUUUUGCAAUUAGGCUUCCCAACUGCACAUUGGAAAAUUUGUUUUUAUCCACGUCUGGGUUUUCCUGGAAUUUUGGUGGGUAUUUGGUACUGUUAAGUGGUAGUUGCAAGAAAAAAUGGUGGCGAAUCAGCAUCAUUCUCGAGUCAAUGCUUUAGAGCUCAAGGAUCUUAUUUAUCAGAAGAUUGGGCGUCAGAGAGCAGAGAAAUACUUCAGUUAUCUGAGACAAUUAUUUAGCUCAAAGAUCAGCAAGAAUGAGUUUGAUAAGUUCUGCAUUCGGAUAAUUGGGAGGGAGCAUAUCUCUCUUCAUAACCGGCUUAUUCUAUCCAUUAUCAAGAAUGCUUGUGUUGCCAAAGUCCCGCCAACUAAAGUUAGAAAGGUAGAAGGGUCACUAGAUGUCAAAGUUACUUGUAAUCAGAAAAAUUGCCUUCAAACUCUUUACAACGAUGGAUUUCCUUCAUCCCCUCGGAAGGGUAGGUCUCCACAUAAUAGGUACCGUAAGUUUCGGGACCGUCCAAGCCCUCUUGGACCACAUGGGAAGACCCACAAUGUUGCAUGCGAGGAAAUGGCCUCAAGGGUACAAGAGCAGCAAAGCGCAACAGAAUUGCAUUCUCUUGGUAGCAGACCUCCUGUUGAGGUUGCAUCUGUUGAAGAGGGUGAAGAGGUUGAGCAGAUGGCUGGGAGCCCUGGUGUGCAAAGUAGAAGCCCUGUUACAGCUCCUUUUGGUAUUUCCAUGAAUGUUGGUUAUGCUCGUAAAACUUUUGCUAAUGGGUCUAUAUGUAAUUUUCGUCCACGGACAUGCCGAAACAGCAGUGAGCUACCUGAUACUAGAUCUCUUAGGAGUUGUUUAGAGCAGAAGUUGGAGAUGGAGGGCCUUAGCAUUUCACUGGACUGUGCAAACCUGUUAAAUAAUGGAUUGGAUGUGUUUUUGAAGAGGUUGAUGGAACCUUGUAUAGGACUAGCUAGGUCAAGGUGUGGAGUAGAUCACUAUAGGCAUGGUCAAAAUGUUCAUCAUAUGAAUACGAUUUUACCUGGAAGAUACGUGCAAAGACCAAUCCAAUCCAUUUCUGCUUCAUUGUUGGAUUUUUGUGUCUCAGUGGAGUCGAGUCCUUCUAUACUUGGAGCAGACAGGGGAAUUCAGCUUGAGAAGAUCUGUUCUCGUGCCUAUGAUGAGUGAAGAGAGCAUGAUCAGAAAACCUUCUCAAGAAUUUGAUAUGGAGUUGGACCCUGGGGGAUAAUUUCAAAGCUCACUAUUAGAGAGGAGACAAUUCUUUUCUUUAAAGAUUCAGAUUUACUUGAAUCUUAACCUCCAAUGUUCAUGUGGCAUUCAUCACCAUUGCCAAAGAGAAUCAAUUACAACUGUUGUGAGAAGUUUUGGAUUAUUUAGCUAUGUAGCAAGUAGAUGUCAGUAAUAUAGUUGUUGGUGCUGGACACACAUUUGUACGUGUCAAUUUACACAUUAUGAUACCAUUGGAAGAGUUGAGAUUUCAUUCUUCAAUUUGAUAGCUCGGCCCUUCUUUUGCGUUUUCCAUGGAGUGAAACAUUAGUUCCAAAAUGGUUUCAUUUACUUGGUCCAGUGAAUAAAGUUUUUAUAGGACUUGAUGUGAAAUCACCUUUUUUUGUUGUCUCGAUUGUGAUCAUAUCAGUUCAUCCAACAAGUAUAAGUUACAGGUUCCUUCUAUUAAUUUUGAUGCAACCAAUGUGACUUCAGACUGAAGGGUUAUGAAGCUAAUACUUAUUCCCCUUGAAUGUCAAAAUUGAAUACCUGGUUUCUUUAACAGAAUUAUCUAUGGGAUCAAAUGUUAUUUAACCUAUCUAUUAAAGAUGAAGCCUGUUGACCUUGUAUAUGGAUCAUUCAUUUCAUAGUUUUUUUUUAUUAAACAUAUUUAACACUGUUAAUUCCUGAUCAACAACAGAAUGAUAAACUCAUAUUUAACACUGUCUCAGCAUCUACCUUCUAACGAUUUUCAACAUACACAUGAAUGCUUUGAGUAUUUUCUUAAAUUUUAUUUUGAAAUGUCCAUGAGUUAGGUUAUUUUGGUUGAGAUUAGAUGCUCCUAUGCGAAGUCAGUGCCCCAUUGAGUUAGAAAUUAGCUUAGAUGCUCUUGGACAUUUGUCCACACUACUUGUUACUUGGUUUGAAGAUUGUCUGCAGGAAUAAUUCCAACUGAGGGAUUCAUUUUCUCAUUAUUGGGUAGACACCUGUUGGUGAUUGCAAGCUAUGGAGUCACACAUCAGUACAAUUUUCAGUUGGACCGCCAACUUCCGUGGAUUCAUCAGGAUGCCAAGAUCUCAUGUUGACUCAUAUUUAAGAGAUUUUUAUUUGAGCUGAGCUCAAUUGAAGCGUGAUGAUGGUUGUUAAUUUUCUCUUUUCUUGCAGAUUACAUGUACUGGGAUAGGCAAGACUGUAUUGCUAAUGGCUAAUGGAUUCUUUGACCAACGACAAAAUGGGUUGUGUGAAGACAUAAAUAAUCACAUUCACGUACUUUGGAAUGCAGUCCCUUGAAUAUCAUGGGAUGAAUCUGAAUGUCACAAAAUCACAUACAGGCCAGUACAUCACGCCCAUCAUCAGUGUUGGAACAAUAUGCAGGUAGCGCACCAUUCCAGGGAACUAAGGGCUUUCUUUGAAAAACAAAAGGAGCAUUUACAAUGAUGCAGAAAAAUAGCCCAGCGUGUAUUAGAAUCGGCAUUCAGAAACCAAAAUGCAAGAAGGUAGGUUGAGGUUUUACAUAUCUCACAGUUGAAAUAUUCUAGCAUAAGAGAGUGCACAAAUGAACUUCCUGUUUAGUGUUAUUUUUCUGUUAGAGUCAUCAUGAAUAGUUAUGUCAUUGGUCACCUUAUCUGUUCAGAGGCCCUCCUGUUUGUCGAAAUGUUAUUAUUAUUGGUAUUAUGCAGUCGAUCUAUCCAGCUUCUUGCUUGCACUUCCAACCCUGAUGCUUAUCUUAUUAGCAGAGUCCUAUCAUCUCUUAAUCAAAGAUCGAUUUCUAAAUACUCUGCAGUCAAAUCCAAAGGUUAUCUUCAUUCUUCUUUGCAAUAUUAUUAUGAGCCAUUGCUAAUUUGUAAAAAAUCUUCAUGCAACAACAUGCAGCUCAACAUCAGUGAUCCAAAUUUAUUCCUGGACUGUUUACCAUCAAUGAACAACUACUGAGAAUGGUAUGUUGUUAUUGUUAUUAUUAUGAUCAAUGCUGGUAAGGUGUUCCAUCAUUUAGACAUCAAAAGAUGCUUGAUAUACCUUUUUUACAUAGACUGGAGAAUUAUCUGCGUGAUUUUCUGGAGGAGACAGAGAUCCAAGCAAGGAUCCUAACUUCCUCCGUUCAUUGUGGGCGAUACAGUCAGAACAUGUAAGGAAUAGCAAGGUCAAAUCAAAGUCUACAAGGUGGACUCACUAGGUUUAGUUUCUUUGGAGACUAGAGACAUGUUCUUUUUGUAAUUAUGAUUGUUUUGCAGCUUAGUUGCCUCCUUUUCUCCCUCAGUAGCAUGCUGCAAAAACUAAUUAACUAUGCAACCUUGCACUCUUUUCAAAUUGCCUCUUAAAUCUGGUUUCGUUAAUAGGAAUGCAUCAAACGUAGGGCACAAAAGCAAUGAGGUAUUAUACAUGUUAAUCACACCAAGUCUAUGGCAUGCAACAGAGAAUAUAUCUUCACAAAAAAAAAAAGUAUGAAGAGUUCAAACCUUGUAGGACUGCAUUCACGGAGAAGAAGACAGAAACCAUGGCAGGUCCGUAUAAUGUUUGCCCAAGGACGAUCUUUUUCAAUGUUGUGAUGAGGUCACGGUUUGGGAGGACUUUUGACAUAAAAUUGAACCAAAAAUGCAACGAUGGCCCCAAAAUUAUUAGUCCGUAUCCUGCCAUUCGCAAGGUCCUCACAUAAUCAUAAGGUUCUGAAGAUGGCUGAGUAAUUGUCUGAAGAACGUUCUCAUGUUUUGUCAAAUCCACAGAGAAUGAAAUAGAGACAAAUUACAACAUGCACAAGAUAGAACUAUAUUACAAUGUGCAAGGAUAAUCAGAUACUAAAGAAAUUAAUGUUUUAUUUGCUUGCUUAGCCUAUGGUGGUUCAAAUAAGUUACAGAAAUCGAAUCCUUGAGAUAAAUAGAGAAGGGAGGGAGCAGGGUUGAAAAGAAGUUUGAUAAACCAUUCAAGUACGUUUAUUUCAAGCAACAUAAGUUGGAUGAAGCUGCUUAUUCAAUUGGUUACUGAGAUUCUACUUUCUAGGUUUAUGCCAUUUGAAAAUACAACAUUUUAAUCCUAACUAAACCUGAAAUUCAAAUCGAAGUAGUAACAAAAGUAAAAAUUCCUAAUCCCCUUGACAUAGACUUUACAAUUGGGAUCAGGCUAGUGCAAACUUCUGGUUGGAUAGUUGGUGUGGGCAUAGACAUCUGAGAGAGAUUCUCUAGAACCUUUCUCUAUUAGAAUCUUAUGCUCUAAGACAGAUCUUUAGAUAAAAUUCCAGCAUUGGGAAUUAUUCAUCAUGCUGCCUUGGAUAGCUUGACAACCAACGCCUAUCUAGGCAGGGGAAGGACAAGCAGACCGACACUUUCACUAUCUGAUCUUUAUAUGAGGCCAAUUGGAAAGUGAGAUUACUAUGCGUAGAAGCUUUCUUUACGUAGACAAAAUAAUAGGGUUUCUUUCUUCUAUCCUUCCAAGGCGAAGGCAUAUAUAUUAUUGCAAUGCAAGGGAGGAUGGGAAUCAGUUGAUCACAGCUUUUACAUUGCUUAGUGAUGCCAAUUGCCUCCUAACCACAGAAAAAAGAUUAAAUAUAAAAUAAAACAUUUCUUUUAGGAUUUUAAUUUAGAAAGCCAUCAUAUUGACAUCUCAUGUCUACCUCAAGCAAGGGCCAAAUUUCCCAGAGAAUUCAGGAACAAAAAACAAAAAUGAGUCUUGUUUUGUGUGCUUUGGGAUUUUGGUUUUACCUGAGAGGAAAAAUCAGCGGCGGUGUAGAUGAGGGCACAGGUGGCGCUUUUGGUGAGGAUGGGGCGAGACUUGACCAUCGCCAAGUACCAGCCAACGAAUCCGAUCUUUGAAGACGACGACACAGCAGCCGCAGCCGAAGAAGAGAAAGACGACCGGAAUAUCGUAGCCGGAGGAGGAGAGAACAACUCUAAUAGUCCGGUCUUUCUGUUGAUUGGAUUGGGAGGAAGUCUGGACAGAGGUUUGGAGCAGUGCCGGUGGCUUCGGAGGAUCGGAGAUCCGGGCGCCGAAUGUCUGUGCAGUAGGCUGUGGUAGGAGAGGUAGCUUUUGCAGCCAUUUCGCAGGAAGCCUGUGAGAGUCAUCUUGUGUGUGUCUCUCUCUCUGUCCCCCUGGUUUCAGGGAGAGAAGAGAACACAGGGGACAACGAGAAAUCAGAGAGAGAGGGCCACGUGAAAUGAAUGGGAAAUUAAAUAAAUAGGCAGUAGGUGGGGGGAUUCGGAGACUUGCGAGAAUAUCUGGGUUUGAUUUCUUACCUACCCAAGGUCAAACCGCCGCUCAUGACCACGCCCCAACCCAAGCAGCAGCAGCAGCCGUGAUGGUAAUUGGCAUUGACUUGUUCCCCUGACUUUUCCUCCCAGGUUUUGUUACGAAAAAAAUGAUUGAAAGGAGAAAAUGAUCAUUAUACCCCUGUGAAAUAUUCAAAGGCAAAAAUACCCUCACAAUCAAAACCCAAAAUACCCAAUUCAGCCAUAAUCGCCCAUUUCGUGCAUUGCUUUGAAGUCCGAUCGCCGCCCAUUUCUCACGCCAUUGAAGUCCGAUCGCCGAACGCCGUGAUACCGCCGCGAAACCCUCGACCUCGACCGCCGACCAGAUCUGGUUUCUUCAACAGCGGGUGGUGGUGGGUGAUGGGUGGAGGUGUUGGGGACGCACGCUGAAGCUACUGGCCGCGAGCGGUUGCUGGAGACGCGGCGGCGACGAGACGCGAUGGAAAGAGAGGCAGGGAGUAAGUGAGGGAGAGAGAAACUUUCAGACAAAGAUUGGUGCCUUCUCUUUCAUCACUCCUUCAAAACAAACAAUCAGCGAUUUCUCCUUUCGGUAACUGGGUUUGUACAAGUAGCAUUUUCCUUUCUUCCCUUUCUUACUUCAUGAAGAACUCAGUUGUUUGCUCUCCCUUUCAAAAGCAAAUUGAUCUAUCACCACUUCUCCAUUUCCUUCUUUAA
Diospyros lotus (date-plum) is the source of this 6291-nucleotide messenger RNA. RefSeq lists its product as uncharacterized. The coding region runs from base 284 to 1342 and encodes 352 amino acids. NCBI's taxonomy places the organism in Eukaryota, Viridiplantae, Streptophyta, Magnoliopsida, Ericales, Ebenaceae. Gene Ontology annotation, molecular function: transcription coactivator activity. Gene Ontology annotation, biological process: regulation of transcription by RNA polymerase II. Gene Ontology annotation, cellular component: SAGA complex. The record is from RefSeq and is a predicted model, not a curated record. The transcript is spliced from 6 exons.